AUGGCGAAUGGUAGCGGCGGCACCACCCUUCUCCCUGCCGCCCUCCUCGCGAUCCUCGCCUUGGUCGUCGUCGUCGUCGGCGGCGGCGGCGCAGGCGGCAUGGAGAUCCUCUCAAAGUCCCGCCUCGAGAGCUGCGCCCGCGACUCGGACGAAGGCGGCGGCCGCCUGUCCUGCGACCGGAAGAGCGUCGUCGACAUGGCCGUCCCGAGCGGCACCAGCGGCGGCGAGGCGUCGCUGGUGGCGCAGGUGGCCGGGGUGCAGGAGGACGGCACGCAGCCUACGAAGAGCAUUCGGUAUCCCCCCGUCAUCACCAUCAAGAAGACCGCGACGUACGCUCUCUACGCCCUCACCUACCUCCACAGGGAUGUUGCUUACAAACCUGAGGAACUCUUUGUCAAGACACGCAAAUGUGAACCAGACGCCGGUGGUGAUGUUGUUAGAGAAUGUGAAAGGUUAAAGGAUGACAAGGGCCAUAUAAUCCAGCAAACAGAGCCUAUUUGCUGUCCAUGUGGGCCUCACCGUAUGCAUUCGUCUUGUGGAAACAUAUUUAAUAAAAUGGCCAAAGGAAAAGCUAAUACGGCUCACUGUCUACGAUUUCCAGGCGACUGGUUCCAUGUUUUCGGAAUUGGAACAAGGUCACUUGGGUUCAGCAUCACAGUUCAAGUGACGAAAAGAUGGGAGGUUGUUGUUGGCCCAGAAAAUAAAACUGUAGUAUCUGGAGACAACUUUCUGAGAGCAAAACUUGUUGGUGAUUAUGCUGGCUAUACAAGUAUCCCAUCAUUUGAGGAUUACUAUCUUGUGACUCCAAGGAAGGGUGCUGGUAGUGGUCAGCCGCAAGACCUUGGCAAUGAGUACUCCAAAUGGAUGCUGCUGGAGAGAGUUCGCUUUACAUUAGAUGGUCUUGAGUGCGACAAGAUUGGUGUUUGUUAUGAGGCUUAUCGAAACCAAACUAACUUCUGUUCUUCACCAUUUGGGAGCUGCUUGGGCAACCAGCUUUCCACCUUCUGGGAGUAUGAUCAAGCCCGGAUAAAGCAGAGCCUACAGCCCCUCUAUGUUGUGGACGGACGGUUAAGGAUCAAUCAACAUCCAAAUGCAGGUGUUCAUACCUUUUCUAUUGGGGUCACAGAAGAUCUAGAUCUAAAUUCCAAUUUACUGGUAGAGCUGAGUGCUGAUGACAUAGAAUACAUCCACCAGAGGAGCCCAGCGAGGAUAUCUGACUUUCGUGUUACAACAUUUGAAGCCUUAAGUCAAGAUGGUACGGCAAAUGUCACUACCAAGAAUAUUGGUAAACUGGAGUCUUCAUAUAUCUUGACGCUUAAUUGCUCAAGUGGCAUCAAUCUCGUGGAGGAGGGAGCAUAUACCAUGAAACCUGGAGAAGCAAUUGUCCGGUCGUUUGAAUUGCGUUCAUCAACAGAUCAAGCAGCUACAUUUCUAUGUGAAGCCAUUCUGAAGGCAUCAGAUUUUAGUGAACUUGACAGAGCAGAGUACCAAUUCUCUACUGCACCUACAGUUUACAAUAAUGGGGCACAGAUCGUUGGUUCAUCGGAUGACCACAAGAAGAGCAGCAUCCGGGAUUUCUUUGGUACCGUGAUUGGUUUCUUUACCGGCAAAUUUUGCAGGGCCACAUGCUCGAGCCCGUUCGACUUCAGCUGCCAUAUUCGCUACAUAUGCAUCGGUUGGAUCCUGAUGAUCCCGCUGCUGCUUGUGACCUUAUUCAUAGUGGUCGUGUGGCUUCUGCACCAGAGAGGCUUCUUGGACCCGCUGUACGACUGGUGGGAGGAUCUGUGGGGGCUGGAGCCGCGCGACAACGCCGCGCGCCACCCGAGGCACACGAAAGGGCCGCACCACCACCACCAUCACCGGCACCGGCACCGGCACGGCCACGGCGAACAACACCACCACCACUAUCACCAUUAG
Oryza brachyantha (malo sina) is the source of this 1917-nucleotide messenger RNA. RefSeq names its product protein HAPLESS 2-A-like. The record is from RefSeq and is a predicted model, not a curated record. NCBI's taxonomy places the organism in Eukaryota, Viridiplantae, Streptophyta, Magnoliopsida, Poales, Poaceae.